Rangifer tarandus platyrhynchus (Svalbard reindeer) is the source of this 4203-nucleotide messenger RNA. The record is from the annotation of a GenBank genome assembly. Lineage: Eukaryota; Metazoa; Chordata; Mammalia; Artiodactyla; Cervidae.
AUGGCCCGCUAUUCCAAAGAAGAGCUGGAUGAAGAGUUUGAACAGUUCAUGAAAGAACUUUCAGAUGAUUCUUUUGAAAAUUCAAAUAAAACACCUGGACAAUCUAAAGAAGCGAAGAAGAAAGAUACAGUGCCAUGGUGGAUAACUGAAGAUGAAUUUGAAAGUGGUGGACCGUUUGGGACAAAUGUAAGCUAUUUGAAAACAAAGAAGACUUCUCAGCCUGUUAUGGAAACAGAAGAGGAGUCUGCUGAAAGGAUUCAGCUUCUUAAGAGCAGUGGAACCUCUGUCUUGAGUAUUGACAGCUUAGAAGCCAGUGAGAUAGUUUCUGAGCUUAAUCAUAGUGUUCUCGGAUUGGGACUGGACACGUUAGAAGAGCAAGAGGAAAAAGAACAAUUUUUUGCCAUGCUUGAGAAAGGCUUAACAUCGUCUGUUGAUUAUUCAAGGUUAAAUAAGGAAUUGGAUUCUAAUGACUCCAUACAUUUUAAAGCUUUACAUAGUAAUCAAGCUAAUAUGGAGCUAACUGAAGAUAAACAUGAGAAUGAAUCAAAACAUGAAGAACUGGCAGAAAAUUAUAGUGAUGAUUUUGAAGAUGAGGAUAUUGAUGCACCUUUGACUCCUAAAGGAGAGACUAAUUCCAAAGAAAAUUCCAAAUCAGAAAAAACAAAUGUUCCCAAACAGGAAGAAGAAAAAACUGGAAUGCUGGCUAAUGUAGUGCUGCUUGAUUCAUUAGACUCUGUUGCAGAAGUCAACCUUGAUGAACCGGAUAGAACAAAAACUGAGCCCAAGGCUCUGCCAGAUAUGACUGAUAAUGAAAUGAUAGGAACAGGUAUUUCUUAUGGACAAAGCAACAGUGACAUUGAAGCUCUACAUCAGGCUUAUUGUCACAUAGCGCGUUCUUUGGGAGAUGCGGAUGAACAAAGAACUGAGAGCAAUGCAGCAGAAAAUACCAAGAGCUCGACAAAAGAUCAUCCUCAAGAAAAUGAAGGCUCCUCUAAAAACAUCUCUACUACAGAGUCAGAUCUGCCCACAGUAGAGGAGCUGAUGAAGCCUAUCAGAAUAGAUUCCUUUGGGGUCAGUGAUUUUGAUUUACAACCCGUCAGCUAUAAGAAACUGGCUGAGAAUAAAGAAACUGAAUUUGUUAGCCCUUUACCCCUUAAGAUUAACCCAAAUGUUGUGUCUCAAGAAGCACAAACUGUGAGCCAAUUUCUGGACAAAAAUGAAGAGAAUGUAGUUUUAGAAAAGGCAACAAAUGAAGGUACAGAAAAUAACUAUCCAAGAGUAAAUACUGUGGAAGAACAAAUAGAUAAAAUGUACCUUGAUAUUUUGAAGAAAAAAAUAUCUGUUGGUGCUUCAUUAUUACCUCAGGAUGACAAAACAAAUAAGACUUUAAGAUCUCAGCUUGAUUCUGGAGAAGGGACUGUAACUGGUAAACAGCUACCGUACAAGAAGGCCAGAAGUGCACCUCCUUUAUUUAAAAGAAAACCCCAGAGUGGACUAUAUGCAUCAGUUAGGAGUUCAGGGUAUGGCAAACCCAAUUCACCAUUCAAGACAUUUUCUAAUCUUGAAAAGAAAACUUCAAAGGACAUCAUGAAGAGCAAAAACUUGAGAUCUAUUCCUGCCUCAAAUCAAAGUAGGAAAAAAGAAAUCUUACCUGCAACAAAGCUGAUCAAGCCUGCAUCUUUGGGUAAACCAGCUCCCCAGACUGAAAGCUGGCUGGCUACUCCUAAGUCGUCCGAGGGCCCCACAGAAGUUGACUCCUGUGUUCAGUUUCAGAAUGAUUCUUCAGGAUACCAUGGUGGGAACAAGGAGACAGAAUUGCUUACGUUUAAAAGAGUUCAGGAAGCAGAGGAAAAAUGGAAGAGUGCCCAAGCUCUGAUUGAGCAAAUUAAAGUCACUUUCUCAGAAAAGGAGAAAGAGCUGGAAAAUAAGAUGGAGGAACUAAAGAGACAACAGGAAAAGGAACUCUUCAGACUGAAUCAAGACAAUUAUAUUCUUCAAGCCAAGUUGAGUAGCUUUGAAGAAGCAAGCAAAAAACACAGGUGGUUGCAUUUGGGAGAAACAACUGAUCCUGUCACUGAAGAAAAAUUGAAGCAAAUCCAAAAAGAAAUACAGGAACAAGAGGUGCUUCUUCAAGGAUAUCAGCAGGAAAAUGAAAAAUUGUAUAAUCAAGUGAAAGAUCUCCAAGAACAAAACAAGAAAAAUGAGGAGCGAAUGUUCAAGGAAAACCAGAGUUUAUUCAGCGAAUUAGCUGCCUUAAAAGAACAGAUGCACAGAAGUCGUUUCCUGUCUCAAGCAGUUGAAGAUUCAGAGCCCACCAGAAAUCAAAAUUUUACAGAUCUGCUAGCAGAACUACGGGCAGCACAGAAAGAAAAAAACAGUUUGUUGGAAGACAUCAAAAGACUGAAGCAGGACAAACAAGCUCUUGAAGUAGACUUGGAAAAAGUGAAGAAAGAGAGAGACCAAGCCAAAGACCAGAUUGCUUAUGCUACAGGUGAAAAAUUAUAUGAAAUAAAAAUUAUAGAAGAAACCCAUAAACAAGAAAUCAGUCGUCUGCAAAAAAGAUUACAGUGGUAUGCUGAAAAUCAGGAACUUCUAGAUAAAGAUGCAGUUCGGCUUAAAGAAGCAAAUGAAGAAAUUGAGAAGCUGAAACUUGAGGUUGAGAAGCUGAAAGCUGAAUCUGGAAAUCCAUCCAUCCAGCAGAAGAUGCGUUUAAAAGAAAAAGCAGCUGAUACCAAAAAAAUUCAGGAUCUAGAGCGACAGGUUAAGGAAAUGGAAGGAAUUCUAAAGAGACGAUACCCCAAUUCUUUGCCAGCUUUAAUACUGGCUGCAUCAGCAGCUGGUGAUAUAGCAGAUAGAAAUACAGUGGAAUUUAUGGAAAAAAGGAUAAAAAAACUAGAAGCUGAUCUGGAGGGCAGAGAUGAAGAAGCAAAGAAAAGCCUUCGUACCAUGGAACAGCAGUUUCAGAAAAUGAAGAUUCAGUAUGAGCAGAGACUGGAGGAACAGGAGCAGUUACUUGCUUGCAAAUUGAAGGAGGCAGCCCAGAACCAACAGGACAACUCCUCAAGGGCUAAAGCCCUGGAGAAGGAACUGGAUGAUGUUAAGGAAGCCCAUCAAAUCACCAUAAGAAACCUUGAAGCUGAAAUAGAUGUCCUUAAACAUCAGAAUGCUGAAUUGGAACUCAAGAAGACUGAGAAGGAUGAUAAAGAUUUCCAGUCCAUAGAGUUCCAGGUGGAACAGGCUCACUCUAAAGCUAAACUGGUCAGGCUCAAUGAGGAGCUGGCUGCAAAGGGGAGAGAGAUACAGGACCUUUCCAAAACCGUGGAGCGGCUUCAGAAGGAGAGGAGAAAGAUGCUCUCUAACCAGCACCCUAGGGCUCGAGAGGAGAUGACAGCCAAAAGGGUGAAGAAAGAUGGUCUGCACCCUGGCAAAGGAAAUGCUGACUCCUCCGGAACUCUGGAGGGCAAGCUUUACCAACCACAUACUUUUACUGAUUCCCACAUUUCAGAGGUUUUACAAGAAAACUGCAGAUUGAAAAAUGAAGUGGCAAGGUUAACUGUGGAGGGGAAUGAGCUGAAGAUGAAAUCUGAAGCUACAGUGAAUCAAUUUGAAAACACCAUGAAAAGGUUCAAGGAAGAAACUGCAGCACACAUCACAUCUCUCAAAGCAUCUCAUCAGAGGGAAGUAGAGAAACUCCUUUGCCAAAAUGCAGUUGAAAAUUCUUCUUCCAAAGUAGCUGCACUAAAUCGUAAAAUAGCAACUCAGGAGGUACUUUUAAAACAUUUUCAAAACCAAGUCACCGAGCUGCAGAGUAAACAAGAGUCUCUUGUCAUUUCUCAAGUUCGAGAGGAAAUCCUACAGAAAGAGAUUACAAAACUCUUGGAAGAAUUAAGAGAAGCCAAAGAAAAUCAUACACCGGAGAUGAAACAUUUCAUGGUCUUAGAAAAGAAAAUCAGACAGAUGGAAGUGAGACAUGAGCAGAGAGAACAGGAGCUGCAGCAGAUAAUACAGCAGACACACCAGGUAGUAGAAACCGAGCAAAACAAAGAAAUUGAGAAAUGGAGAAGACUUGCACAGCUGAAGAAUCGGGAGCUGGACAAGUUCCGAACAGAGUUAGACUCGAUCUUGGACGUUCUCCGAGAGCUGCACCGGCAGGGCGUGGUUGUGCCAGCCGCUCUGGCAGAAGUGAAUGCACCAGAGUAUUAG